AUGAUGGAUAAUUGUAGCAUGAUCUAACUUGUUAAUCAACUCUUUAUUUAUAAGAAUAGUGAAGCAUAUAUGAUUCAACAAUCCUCGAAGUUACAGAAAAAUAUUAUUUUGAUGGAGCUAACCUUAAUUUAAGGCAAGAUUAUUAGAAUCUUAAUUAUAAACAUAUAGAGAACUUAGAUUAUUUUUAUUAAAUUUAAAGAAUCUUGUUACUAAUCAGAUUUUAUAAUUUUGAACUUAUCUACGUGUUAACUAAAUUGUUUAACUUGUUUGAUUGGCGGAACUGGUUUAGAGUGCUUAUAGUGUUAAAAUGAUUAUAUUCUUAUAAAAGGAGAUUAAAUAAAUAGAAAAAGUUAUUUCACUCUAAAUAAAAGAAUCUUUAGUACAUUGAUCGAAUUUGUAUCCCUCCAAAUUAUUUAACUUAUUAAAAUUAGUGCAAAGUCUGUACUAUUAAGCACUGUUUAUUAUGUUUUGGAUACUAAAGUUACAAUUAAGAUUCUUGUUCUUUAUAAUCUUAAUAUGUAAUAAUUGAAGAUAAUUUGGAAAAUAUCAAAUGUGCACUUUACAAAGAUAAUUACAUUUUUGAUUUUACAAUUAACUUUUGCUUAAUUUAAAAAUCUUAAUUAAAAAGUUGUUAACGUUUAUUUAUCAGUUUUGGAUAAUCAAGAAAGAAGUACUUUAUCAAUUAAUGAUGAUUUCACUAUUGCUCCUGGAAUCAUUUAUUGUUAAAAUUACAUGUUAAUAAUGUUCAUUAAAUAUUAGUAGCGUUAUUUAAUGUAUUCUUUGUCAAAAUGGAUAUAUUAUUGAAAAUAAUUAAUGUCUUUGAACUUUAACUUCCAGAGUAUCUUAUUUAAAAUGGAAAAGUAGAAUUCAAAGUUUUGUGCUCUAAUUUAUUUCUACAUUAAAUAUCGAUGCUUAUUAAAAAUAAAUCUUUCCAUAAGAAAUUGAAAAUUAAUAUUGUUAUUCAGAUUGUUUAGUCUGUGGAUAAGUUUCAUAUAAUUUUUCAGAAUAUGUUGCUUAAAUUACUUCAAAUAAUCAAUUAAGGUUGAGAAUGCUAAAAAUUAUGAGGAUUGUCCAUAGCUUUGUUAAGUUUGUAUUUUUCGCAAAGAAAAAGAAAUUAAAGUAUUAAUUUUUAUAUAUUAAGUAUUUUGAUUACAGAGGAGAAUCUACUAUUUACUAAAAAAUUAUUAAAUCUUAUUUUGAAUCCUGCGAUUUAUUUCGAUCCAUAUAAUUAAGUCACUAGGUAUUGCCUUAAUUGA
Molecule: messenger RNA, 1256 nt
Organism: Paramecium sonneborni
Lineage: Eukaryota; Ciliophora; Oligohymenophorea; Peniculida; Parameciidae
Source: the annotation of a GenBank genome assembly